This is a messenger RNA of Daldinia loculata, 1991 nucleotides long. RefSeq lists its product as uncharacterized. Lineage: Eukaryota; Fungi; Ascomycota; Sordariomycetes; Xylariales; Hypoxylaceae. Bases 295 to 1665 code for a protein of 456 amino acids. The record is from RefSeq and is a predicted model, not a curated record. The transcript has 2 exons.
CCCAAAUAAAGUUAGAACAACAUUCAAACCAUUCUCUUAAAGAAAUGAGAACGAGGCAAACAAUGGAUCCAUUUCAUCAAUAAUUGUCCACCGCCGAAUACUACUCUCCAACUUCACAUUACGCUACCAAUCAUUGGAUUUUGUUUGUUGCUAAAGCAGAAGUCUGUGCUGAUGGGGAGUCGGCUCUCCUCAACAAUAUAGACGUAAACAUACAGCAAUUACGACAUCGCAUCCAGUUCUCACAGGUAACAGUAGCGUAUUUGCCGCCUAUUUUCUCAGUCAACCUUGCCCACGAUGUUAGCGGCCCGAGAUCAAGAGAAUUUGGCUUUUAGCCACCAGAAUGGUGCUGCCCUGAAGCAGCAGCAAGGGCAAGCGAAGCGCCAACUCCAGCCCAAGACACCCGGUGCAAGAUAUGCGAACACACCUAUUAAAGUCCCUCUAAAUGACGAAAACGGUGCAGGUGGUGCCAAGAGCAUCCUCGGUGGUAGAUCAAGAGGCAAUGAGAAUACACUCACAACCAAAGGAGGCAAAAGUGUGAAUAAGUCCAACCUUGCCACGCCCUCAGGUCCGCGUAGCAGAGCACCUUUGGGUGACAAGACUACCAACGCAAAAGCAAAGGGUUCGCAGGCAAUUACUGUUAAGAGCGCUGCUCGCGAAUUAGAAAAGUCCCAGGGCAAGGCACCGGGAACUAUUCGACCCAAGCAGAAGCAACCGCAAGCCGAAUUACAGAAGUUAGUAGUUCACGCCGAAGGGGCGGAUUCGCUAAGUGAAGAGGAGAUUGAAUAUUGUCCUCCUAAACCGAAGGACCUCCCUUAUGAGUCUGACGUGUUUCCUGAUGGUGCCCUCAAAUUUGACGCCUUAAAACCAGAGAACUUAUUCAAGGGCUAUUAUGACCAUUAUUUUAACCCUGUUGAUGAGAAUGGCGUCUCAUUGGCUGACAGAGAGUUGGAAGAGAGAAACCGAAAGGCCAUGGAGGAAUGCGACAGGCGCAUCCAGGAAGAUAUCGACAGCAUCGAGUGGGGUAUUCAAGAAGAACCGGAGACCACUAAUAAGGCAACCUUCGUUCCAACUCGAGCACCUCUCGGGGUUAAGAGAACGGCGAUGAACAGGGCGCCAUCCACUAUUCAAGCAAAGAAGGCUGCUAGAGCUCUAUCGAUAGAUGAUACGACUAAGUCACUACAGCGAAAGGCAGCAAGGCCCGUGGAAGUCAGUAGAAUCCCGGCCAAGAAGACUACAUCUCUUCCUAUACCUAGCUUCAGACGACAAGUCGGCACCCAGUCCCAGGUACUCCCUAGGAAAACAUCCACGGAGAUCGAGGCAAAUUCACGAACUACAAUUGGCUAUAACAAAGGUCGAUCUACUGCCUCGAUACUUGCUCAGGGGACCACGAAGCCCGAAAGACCUGCAUCAAAGACUGGAUUUUCCCGUACUAACACGACGUUGUCAAACGAGUCUGACCGAACUAUCACUCCUGCUCGAUACGCUCACACACAAGCUGUAGUCGCGGCCGAAGAUCAGGAGUGGAAGGAGAGGGUUCCAUUCCUCUCCAUCUUCAACCCCGAGGAGGACGAGGACGACGAUGACUUCGAUCUCCUCGCGGGAAGUACGCUCAAAGGUCCAUGUGUGGACGAAGACGAAGAUUUCGAGUUCAAACUUGCUGAUUAGAAGUUUCCUGCCAUGCACAUUAUAAUAGGAGUCGGUGGUUGAUUUUAUGAAAUGGAGUUGGCGUCUGCUCGCGUGCGCAUUAGACUUUACUACAUGCAGAAAAAAAUGCCUCUGACAGUAUUAAGGCUCUUCUUGUAUUGAUAGUUCAUUAAGGCAGUUGGUUACAGUAUUCUACCUAUACUAUGUAAUGAGACCUUUCAAACACCGGUCCUAGAUCAAGUUGCAUUUAGUGAGCUAGGUUGGCUAGCCUUAAUGAAUAUACCUAUGUCUUAAGUUGGCCCUGCAAACGCUCAGUUCACUCUUUAGUUAAAUUGUGCAAAAAAUAC